AUGGAUAAUGGAGCUACUGUCUGGAAAUCUUCUGGAGAUGAGAAGUGUACUCUUGUAGAAGCUUACAGCAAGGGAGGUUCCAUACUGGUAUACUUAAAGGUUGAGAGUGUCACUGGACUAGAUUUAAAAUACCUUGAGAGAGUAAAUGUUACUCCUUCACCUGAUCAUGUUGAUGGCACUCUCAUUACUCUUGAUCUUUCCAGUCCUGAUGGAUCUAAUAUAAAGACUACGACAAGAGAUUAUAAUGGAUUUGAGUCAAAGAACUAUGAUCCAGUAAAGGGUCUUUCCAUAUCCUCUGUUGUAGAUGGUGAUAAGGAGCUAUGGAAUACGAAUGGAGGGGAACAGUGCUAUUUUGCGACUUUUUUCCCUAAAGAAGACCAUGAUCUACUCAUUAUUGCUAUAAAGAAAGGUGACAAUUUCGAAUACAAUUUCUUUGAGAAUGUGGGUGGAGAAUGGAAGGGAGUAGAGCAGGAUUAUUUCUUCAAGAAGUAUAAUGAAAUGACCGGACUUCCUGAUCUUAAUUCCACUCUACCCAAGGCUUCCCAAGAGUCUUAG
Theileria equi strain WA is the source of this 555-nucleotide messenger RNA. RefSeq lists its product as hypothetical. The coding region runs from base 1 to 555 and encodes 184 amino acids. The transcript is spliced from 2 exons. The record is from RefSeq and is a predicted model, not a curated record. NCBI's taxonomy places the organism in Eukaryota, Apicomplexa, Aconoidasida, Piroplasmida, Theileriidae.